Messenger RNA from Oppiella nova, 885 nucleotides. NCBI's taxonomy places the organism in Eukaryota, Metazoa, Arthropoda, Arachnida, Sarcoptiformes, Oppiidae. The record is from the annotation of a GenBank genome assembly.
UAACUAGGAAAAGUUGAAACCUAUUUGUAUGGUAUAUCAAAACUUUCGGGCAAUAAAUACGGUAUCGAUGGCUAUAAAGUCGGUGAUUGGGUUGGAAUUGGUUGCAGUCAUGAAAUGGUCUGGGAUUCAUCAGUCCCAGAGCAUGAUGAUAAAAUUGACUCGGUCAACUUCUACAAGGACAAUUUCCUAUUCUUGAAAUCAUUUGGUCCCCAAAAGUAUCAACGUUUUCCCGUAAAAGGCAUAGACUCGCAAGAAACUGAGGUGGGUCCAUUGAUGGACUAUGUGGUCAUAACUAAUUACAUCGUUGGUGCCAAUAACGAAACAGCUGGUGGGUACAGCUGCCAAGUAGAUUACCUUGAUUAUCACGGCAAUCCUGAUCAAAGUUUUCCCGUAAAAGGCGUAGACCCGCAAGAAACUGAGGUGGAACUAUUCAGGGACUAUGUGGUCAUUACUUCCAUCGUUGGUGCCAAUAACGAAACCGCUGGAGGUCAUGAAAUGGCUUGGGAUUCUUCAGUCCCAGAUCAAUUUGAUAAAAUUGUCUUGGUUAACUUCUACAAGGACAAUUUCCUAUUCUUGAAAUCAUUUGGUCCCCGAAAAUAUGAACGCUUUCCCGUAAAAGGCAUAGACUCGCAAGAAACUGAGGUGGGUCUAUUGAUGGACUAUGUGGUCAUUACUAAUUACAUCGUUGGUGCCAAUAACGAAACUGCUGGAGGGUAUAGUUGCCAAGUAGAUUACAUUGAUUAUUAUGGUAAUCCUGAUGAACGCUAUCCCGUAAAAGGCAUAGACGCGCAAGAAACUGAGGUGGGUCCUUUGAUGGACUAUGUGGUCAUAACUAAUUACAUCGCUGGUGCCACUAACGAAUCAGCUGGAGGCAACUUAAAUUAA